GACAACUGGACGCAGUCGGGGUGGCAGAAGGCAGCAUGUCCUCCAAACUUCAAUCCACAGGCCCCAAAACCAAGGACAACCAGCCCUCAGCUCAAGAGAGUGUGCCAGCCCCAAAGGCCAAUGCUGAAGCCAUCCGCUUCCUCAGCGACCUUGAGGAAGAGGAGCUGCGGAUGCUGCUAUUCUCCGAGACUCUGGCCAUGGUCUCGGACACGGGGGAGCCACAGGGAGAGCUGACCAUCGAGGUGCAGAGAGGGAAAUUCAGGGAUGAAUCCGGUGUGAUGUUGCACUGCAUCCUCGUGCAUGCCUCUAGCCGUGGCUUCAUGGGCAAAAUGCUCUGCGGAAACUCCCUCCUGGGCCACCUCUCGUGGAAGCUGCAUGUCAUGGAGCAACAUAGUCAGGAGUUCAUCAAGUUCCCUGUCCUCCCCAUGGAGCAGAAGAUGAGUUUGGUGAAGCAGGAUGACCAGCUGGCCAUGACCAGAAGUGUCAAGGAGGGUGAGGAAGUCAAGACCCAAGUGACUUUUUUCCCAGGGAGCUCAACCAUGGGCUUCAUCUCCGAGGCCGCCAACCUGGUGUUGCUGAGGCUGAUGGCCUGGCGGCAGACGGUGCCCAGCAACGCCCAUUUCCUGGCCUUGGACACCGAGGGCAAACUCUGCUACUCCACUUACCAAGAUCUGGGCUUCCAGAAGAUCCAGGUGGGCCGCCAGCAGGUGGAAGUGUUCAUCGUGGAGCAGACUGUCCACUCUGUAAAAGGCAUCCCCAAUUCCUGCCAGUUCUACCUGCUCUCGGAUGGGCACCUGGCCAAGAGAAUCCAGGUGGGUUCCCCUGGGUACUGCAUGAUCACCCAGAUGCCCGUCUUGAGGGAGAAGGAUGAGAUUGAGCCUGCCCCGGUAUUUGAGAAGAAGCCCCUGGUGUGGGAGGAAGAUUUGGAGCUCUACUCGAGGUUCGUGGACCGGAAGGAGGAGCUCCGUCUCAGCCACGCCAGCUACCUGCGGCAGCACCCCGAGGCCCAGGCGCUCAUCUCGGACUUCCUGCUCUUCCUGCUGCUGCGCCAGCCCGCAGACGUAUUCACCUUCGCCGCCGAAUACUUCGGCCCCUUCGCGAAGCGCCACCCCCCGACUCCGGCCUUGCGCUCCUCGCACCGGCCCAGCCCCUUCCGCUCGCUGGACCCCCCGCGCCCCACGCUCUAGGGCUGGCCGGGCGCGGCGUGCGGGGACCCGGCAGGAAGCCGGGGCGGCGUGCGGGGACCCGGCAGGAAGCCGGGGCGUCGCCGGGGACGCAGCGGGGAACCAGAGGGACUCACCCCGGAGGCGCGCCUUCCGAGCUGCGGGUUUUUUGGGAGAAUAAAUGGGCCCCAUCCCCGCGGUUCUGCUGUGGGCGCGGGAACCUUCCCUGGCCAGAGUCUUGCGUCUUGGCUAAAAAGAGGAACUGUUAACAGAGUUUAUCCAGCGAAUUUCACGUUUCUUCCCAGAUGCUAUAGUCAAUAUUCCUAUUUUACGGAUAAGAAAAUAGAGGUGCGGAAAGGUUAAGUAACUCACAGUGUUAGUACGGAGGAGGCAGGAGUCAAACCUGGACGUUGGAUGCCAAAAUCCCCACCCUCAGUCGCUAGGUUAGUAGGGAUAAAGGGGCAAGCCUUCUUGGUGCCACUAAGCAUAAGCCAAAUUACCCUGCUUCCAGCCCCCCACCCCCCAACCAAGAAAACGAGCAGGGGUUGGUGGGGGAUCUGGAUCCCCCCUGGCCUUGCUCAUCACCUCUGAAGCCUCCCAAAACCCGCGAGCCGCCAGCUCUCACACUCCAGCUCCUUUCCCACUGACACUCAGGAACCCCCAAACUGCGUGCAGGGUUCCCAGCUACUGGCUCCCUGAGAACAAAAGGAUAGGCAGAGGAUCAUGGGCUCCUUGAGGCUCCUUGUACAAUGUCAGUCGGGCCAAUGGCUUGUUUCUGCCCAGGGCUGACCACGGCUCAGCAGCGAGUAUUAGACAAGCUCCUCCAGGACAGCUGGUAAUGGGGGUGCAGGCUCCAACCCUCCAUUUGCACUCAUGGGCCUGCCUCUUCCAGCUGAGGGACCCUUCCCCCCCCAACCCCCACCUUCUAGAAGCUCUGCCCCGUGAUGAGGGCGGCCAGGACUUCCCACUCAGGGCAGCAAGACUUCAUGGAGAACUAUCGCUUGAGUAGAGGCCGAAAUAAUUUUUUUAAAUAUCUUUUAUUGUCCUGAUCCAUUAUUUGAAAAGAAUGUUCACUAGAGGAAACUGAGAAAAGGGGGCUGAAGCAAAAGAAGAAAGUGAAUUCACCCCAAUUUCUCAACCUAGAGGCAGCCCUUUUAACAUUUCAGCAAAUAUGCUCUUUACUCUUUUGGGUUUUGAUGCAUAAAAGUGGCCCGUGUUUGUUCAGCAUUUACUCUGUCAAGCAGUUUUUUGUUUUACAGUUUCAACAUUACCUUUUUUUAGAUUUUUGAAGUAUCAUUGCGAUGCAAUAUUAUAUUAACUUCAUGUGAAGCACUUUUUAAAAAUCCUUUUUUAAAUUUUUUUCAUUUUUUAAAGAUUUUAUUUAUUUAUUUGACAGAGAGAGACAGCCAAUGAGAGAGGGAACACAAG
This is a messenger RNA of Ailuropoda melanoleuca (giant panda), 2591 nucleotides long. RefSeq names its product ciliogenesis associated TTC17 interacting protein (gene CATIP). Gene Ontology annotation, biological process: cilium organization; actin filament polymerization. The transcript is spliced from 10 exons. The coding region runs from base 36 to 1187 and encodes 383 amino acids. The record is from RefSeq and is a predicted model, not a curated record. NCBI's taxonomy places the organism in Eukaryota, Metazoa, Chordata, Mammalia, Carnivora, Ursidae.